This is a messenger RNA of Rangifer tarandus platyrhynchus (Svalbard reindeer), 1482 nucleotides long. The record is from the annotation of a GenBank genome assembly. NCBI's taxonomy places the organism in Eukaryota, Metazoa, Chordata, Mammalia, Artiodactyla, Cervidae.
AUGGAGCCGGACCCCGCCGCGUCUCCUGGGCCUUCCCGCUCCUUCAAAGAGGAGCUGCUGUGCGCCGUCUGCUAUGACCCCUUCCGCGAUGCCGUGACUCUGCGCUGCGGCCACAACUUCUGCCGCGGGUGCGUGACCCGCUGCUGGGAGGUUCAGGUGGCGCCCACCUGUCCGGUGUGCAAGGACCGCGCGGCCCCCGCCGACCUGCGCACCAACCACACCCUCAACAACCUGGUGGAGAAGCUGCUGCGCGAGGAGGCCGAGGGCGCGCGUUGGACCGGCCACCGCUCCCCGCGCCUCUGCCGCCUGCACCGCGGCCAGUUCAACCUCUUCUGCCUCGACGACAAGGAGCUGCUGUGCUGCUCGUGCCAGGCCGACCCCCGGCACCAGGGACACCGCGUGCAGCCGGUGAAGGACACCGCCCACGACUUUCGGGCCAAGUGCAGGAACAUGGAUCACGCGCUGCGGGAGAAAGCCAAGGCCUUCUGCGCGAUGCAGCGCUCCUACGAGGCCAUCGCCAAGCACAAUCAGGUGGAGGCCGCCUGGCUGGAAGCACGGAUCCGGCGGGAAUUUGACAAGCUCCGCGAGUUCCUGCGCGUGGAGGAGCAGGCCAUCCUGGACGCCAUGGCCAACGAGGCAAGGCAGAAACAGCACCUGGCGGAGGAGAAGAUGAAGCAGCUGAGGGAGGACACGGAGGCCUUGGCCCACGAGAUUGAGCGGCUGCAGAUGGAGAUGAAGGAGGAUGACGUUUCCUUUCUCAUGAAACACAAGAGCCGAAAACGCCGCCUCUUCUGCACAAUGGAGCCGGAGCCCGUCCAACCCGGCAUGCUUAUCGAUGUCUGCAAGCACCUGGACUCCCUCAGGUACCGCGUCUGGAGGAAGAUGGUUAUGUGUGUCGAAUCUGUGCCUUUCAGCCUUGAUCCCAACACCGCGGCUGGCUGGCUCUCCGUGUCGGACGACCUCACCAGCGUCACCAACCACGGCUACCGGGUGCAGGUGGAGAACCCGGAGCGCUUCUCGUCGGCGCCCUGCCUGCUGGGCUCCUGCAUCCUGUCUCAGGGCUCACACGCCUGGGAGGUGGACCUGGGGGCGCUGGCCAGCUGGCGCGUGGGGGUGGUGCGGACGCGGCAGGAUGCGUGCGCCGAGGGCCACGCGCACAGCUGCUACCAUGACGCGCGCUCGGGCUUCUGGUACGUGGGCCGCACGCAGUGCGUGGACGGCGACCACUGCGUGACCUCGGACCCCGCCACGUCGCCGCUGGUCCCCGCCAUCCCGCGCCGCCUGCGCGUGGAGCUGGACUGCGAGGAGGGCGAGCUGUCCUUCUAUGACGCUGAGCGCCACUGCCACCUGUAUACUUUCCACGCCCGCUUCGGGGAGGUGCGGCCUUACUUCUACCUGGGCGGCUCGCGCGGUGACGGGCCCCCGGAACCACUGCGCAUUUGCCCACUGCGCAUCACCAUCAAGGAGGAGCUGGACAGCUGA